AUGCAGACGCAGUUCUUGCUUCUGGUCUUGGCAUUUAUGCUUGCAGGAGAUGUUUUCUGCGGUGACAUGGAGCAGACACUGAGCGAAGGUGGCGGUCGAAAGGAAACCAGCCUGGACGUGGACAGUGGCAAGUUGGCACCGGAGCUACAGGAACCAACGCAGAAGACUGAGGGCGGUGACGAUAGCAGCGCCAAAACCACUGAGGGUGAGGCCAAGACGGAAGAGAAGGACGGAGAUGUGCAGGUGGAGUCUGAGGACGACGAGUCCAAGGAAGGCGCGGCCGAGGAGGAGGAGGACAAGCCGAAGAAGCCCAAGUUCGAGCAGGACACCGCUCCCACGCUCACUCACGUCGACAUCGAGGCCAUGGGAGUCAAAGUCGAGAUGAACGUCUUCAAGCUGAACAUCUCAAACUUCUACGAAGUGGUGAACAACACGCGGUACAUGCUCAUCAACUUCUACGCACCAUGGUGCGAGCACUGCGUGAAGCUGGAGCCCGAGUACGCGCGGGCGGCCCUGAUACUUCGUCGGCGAGAUCCCCAGGUGAUUUUGGCCAAGGUGGACACCACUGUGGAGCAGAAGCUGGCCAACCGUUUCAGCGUCAACAAGUACCCGACGCUCUUUUUCUCGCACCGCGGAAACACAACAGAGUACGAGAACACCUUUUCGGCUGAAGGCAUCGUCGACGCGAUGGCCGAGAAGACGGAUCCAUGGUUCGAGCCACCCCCGGAGGCGUCGUUGGAACUUACUGGUAACUUCACGAUGACAAUCAACAACGCCAAGCUGAUGCUCAUCUACUUUUAUGCUCCAUGGUGCGGCCACUGCCGCCGCUUGUCUCCCGAGUUCGAGCGAGCUGCGCGGCGCCUGAAGGAGUUCAACAUCCCUCUGGGCAAGGUGGACGCCACCAAGGAGAAGAGCCUGGCCGAGGUCAACGAGGUGCGCAGCUACCCGACGCUGCUGCUGUACCGACGCGGACGGCGCUUCGAGUACAACGGCCCCCGCGAGGAGGCCGGCAUCGUGAACCACAUGCUCAACCUGUCCCAGUACCCGAGCAAGGAGGUCAGCACGCUGAAGCAGUUCAAGAAGGCCAUCCACCCGAUCACCAUCACCGUGCUCGCAGUUUUCAGCAAGACCCGCGGACCUUUCUACAAGGAGUUUGAGGCUGCGGCGAACAACCUGCGCGGCCGUCACACUUUCUACCACACCUACUCGAUGGAGCUGGCCAGGCACUACAAGGUGACCGAGAACUCGCUCGUGCUCAUCCACCCCGAGAUUCUGCAGUCUCCGUACGAAGAGCCCUACUACACAUUCAGCCGGCCCGAUGCGACCCAAGUGCACAUGGAGCGAUUCAUGGAGGAGCACCUGUUUCCCCUGGUCGGCUUCCGGGAUGUGGCCAAUCUCUGGAAGUACAUCAACAAGUAUCCCAUUGUCGUUGUAUUUUACGACGUCGAUUUCGGCUUCGACAACAAGGAAGAGACACAGCGCAUCCGGCACAAGGUUCUGAAGGUUGCCCAACAGUACAAGGGCCGCGCGCUGUUCGCUGUGUCGCACGAGACUGACUUUGAGGACGACCUGAAAAGCCUUGGUCUCGAGGACAGCGGCGCCGAGGUCAACGUGGGCAUGUGGAUGUCCGAGCGCGAGCGCUACCGCAUGGCACCAGUGGACGACUUCAAGAGCGCAAAUCUGCGGAACUUUGUUGAGUCCGUGCUUCAAGGCACCCUGAAGCAGUACGUGCGGUCCCAGACGCCACCACGUGAGCAGACGAGGGACGUGCUCACGGUCGUGGGUAGCACAUUCGAGGAGCUGGUAAUGGCCUCAGACAAGGACACUCUCAUUAUGUUCCGUGGUCCUGACUGUCACAUGUGCGACGAGCUGGUAGAAGAGCUCGAACUCUGCUACAACCGUAUCGACUACCAGGCUCCUGACCGCUUCCAGUCAGCCAUCAUCGACGCCACGCAAAACGACUUCCCAGGCAUUUUCAAGGUCGAUGACUUCCCUACCAUUUACUUUGUAUCCGCUAAGGACAAGAUGCACCCCAAGUUGUUCCAGGGCAUCCGCAAAGCUUUCGGUCUGAUCAAGUUCGUCAAGGAAAAUUUCUCCUAUGACAUCCCUGACCGCUCAGACUUCAGCGUCUUCCCCGCCUUCAAGCGGCCCAAGCCACCCAAGGAUGACAAGAAGGCGAAGGAUGACAAGAAGGCAGAUGAUGACAAAAAGGCGGAGGAUAAGAAGGCGAAGGAUGACAAAGCCAAAGAAGAGAAAAGCGAGGAUUCCACCAAGAAAAAGGAAGAGUUGUAGUUUUUUUUUUCUAUUUCUCACACUUGUUCUCAUUCCUCAUUUCACUAAAAAAAA
Rhipicephalus microplus (southern cattle tick) is the source of this 2346-nucleotide messenger RNA. Its product is annotated as protein disulfide-isomerase A4-like. Gene Ontology annotation, molecular function: protein disulfide isomerase activity. Lineage: Eukaryota; Metazoa; Arthropoda; Arachnida; Ixodida; Ixodidae. Gene Ontology annotation, biological process: protein folding; response to endoplasmic reticulum stress. Gene Ontology annotation, cellular component: cell surface; endoplasmic reticulum. The record is from RefSeq and is a predicted model, not a curated record.